AUGGCUUCUAAGGUGCGAAAAGUAACUUCGAGACAGAAAAAAAAUGUAAAAGAAAAAGAUACGGUGAAAAUUGAAGAGACUGAAUUUGAUCCAAGUCUUCUGCCUCUUCCAGCAUCCUCUACUAAGCAGGCUACACAACGUCUUUAUCGAGAAUUGAGAUUAAUUGUGCAUAAACAGGACACUCCCUCUAAUGAUUUGGGUUUUUAUGUAAAGCUUGAUCAACUGCAUUCAAUCUAUCAAUGGGUUGUACAACUUAAAAACUUUGAUCCAUCUAUUCCAUUGGCCCAAGAUAUGGCACGACAUAAUGUGGAAAGCAUUGAACUUGAAGUUCGUUUUGCUCCUGAUUAUCCAAAUUUACCUCCCUAUAUUCGUGUCCUCCGGCCAAGACUUUUGAGAUUUAUGAAUGGCGGUGGUGGUCAUGUAACGGCAGGUGGAUCCGUUUGUAUGGAAUUGCUAACAUUGGGUAAUUCUCAUGAUCGAGGUUGGUACCCAGAAUAUACUAUGGAAGCAGUGUUACUGCAGGUGAAAUUAGCAUUGAGUUCCUUGAAUCCACCAGCAAGACUUGAUUAUGAUUGGAAAAGGGAUUAUAAUGCACGAGAGGCAAUGGACGGUUAUAUUAGAUCUGCUAAUCUUCAUGGAUGGGUCAUUCCACCUCAUUGGACUACUUUAUUUAAACGUUAA
This is a messenger RNA of Racocetra persica, 681 nucleotides long. The record is from the annotation of a GenBank genome assembly. NCBI's taxonomy places the organism in Eukaryota, Fungi, Glomeromycota, Glomeromycetes, Diversisporales, Gigasporaceae.